AUGUCCUCUGACGUUCGUCUGUCCAGCGACAUGCGUAUGGCAGGCGACCCCCGCGUUCCCGCUGGCGAUCUACGCAUGCCUCCUGACCUACCCUUGCCCCCCGAUACCCGCAUUUCCUCCCCUCGCUCGCCAACCAACUCCCGUGUGCACUCGCACUCGCCAAAUAUGCCUCCUCGAUAUCGCGACGCAAAUUGGGAGCAGCGCUACAUGCCGGGCGUCAUGGGCGACGGUCCUUCUUGGAUCGACGGGGACGGGUCGCAAUCUGGCUCAUUACGGACAAGCUUCGACGCGCGCGUUAUCAUGAACACCGGCUCCCGUAGCGGCAUGGACGCUGGCCCGUCUCGCGUCGUUGAAGACCGCACCUUCAAGCGCGACUCGCCCGAGUCGAACGGGCUCGACCUCCACGACGCAUCCUCCCCCACGACCAGCGAGCGAUCGCUUCCCAACGCCUCCCAAAAGCCUCAGCAGACGGAGAAGCAGUGCUCACAUUGCGGCGUGAAGCAGACUCCAUUAUGGCGGCGCGAUCCCUCGAAUUUCCAGCUCCUCUGCAACGCAUGCGGUCUCUUCUACAAGCAGCGUCAUAUGCACCGGCCAAAGGUCCUCAUCGAGGCCGACCAGGAGGACGAUACUGGCGAGGACGACCCCAACGCCCCGACAUGCAGCCAUUGCGGGACACAUCGGACUUCUGUCUGGCGCAGAGGGAAGGACGGCACGCAGGUGUGCAACGCCUGCGGUGUGUACUCGCGUCUGCGUGGAAAGGAGCGUCCGCUAGCCCUCAAGAAGAACAAGAUCCGUCCGAGGACGAAAUAUCCCAAAGCGCACCCUGGCAAUCAGAAAUGA
Schizophyllum commune H4-8 is the source of this 840-nucleotide messenger RNA. RefSeq names its product glucocorticoid receptor-like (DNA-binding domain). Gene Ontology annotation, molecular function: RNA polymerase II cis-regulatory region sequence-specific DNA binding; zinc ion binding; DNA-binding transcription factor activity, RNA polymerase II-specific. Lineage: Eukaryota; Fungi; Basidiomycota; Agaricomycetes; Agaricales; Schizophyllaceae. The coding region runs from base 1 to 840 and encodes 279 amino acids. The record is from RefSeq and is a predicted model, not a curated record. The transcript has 3 exons. Gene Ontology annotation, biological process: cell fate commitment; negative regulation of transcription by RNA polymerase II; positive regulation of transcription by RNA polymerase II.